AUGUCUUCUUUCUGGUCUCUCCUCAUCCUUCUCAACUUCCUUGUCAUCGCUGUUUCCAGCGGGAAAACUAACGGACACUGUCAGAAAGGAUGGACUAAAUUCACAAGGCCUUCUGGAGACUGGUGUAUAAAAAUCUUCUAUGAAACCUUGGUUACCCAACCGGAAGCCGAGGCCAAGUGUCAGGCGGCGGACGCUACUCUGUCAAGUUUCCAGAACCAGGUGGAGUCUUUAUGGGUUGCAGCCACUUCCGUCGCUCAUAUUUAUCCAAAUACUGGAAGCAUUUGGAUUGGUGCAAAACGUACUAAAGCCUGUCUGAAAUCGCAAUUAACCGAAAAAUGCACAAGAUUCAAUUCAUUCGAAUGGACUGAUAAAUCUGCAAAUGGAACUGAUGGCUUCCUAUGGGAUGCUAGAGAGCCAAGCAACACUCGAUUUAUUCAAAAUUGUCUUAUUAUGACUAUCGGAUCCACCGGAUAUGUCUCAGGAUAUGAUAUCCAAGUUGGUACUUUGAAUGAUAACAAGUGCGACUUGAAGUUGAAUAGUAAAGACCCACAACAAAUUCAAGGUUUCGUUUGUGGAAAACCACCUGGAUGUUAA
Caenorhabditis remanei is the source of this 594-nucleotide messenger RNA. RefSeq lists its product as uncharacterized. Lineage: Eukaryota; Metazoa; Nematoda; Chromadorea; Rhabditida; Rhabditidae. The record is from RefSeq and is a predicted model, not a curated record. The transcript has 5 exons. The coding region runs from base 1 to 594 and encodes 197 amino acids.